Peromyscus maniculatus bairdii (prairie deer mouse) is the source of this 1310-nucleotide messenger RNA. The record is from RefSeq and is a predicted model, not a curated record. Lineage: Eukaryota; Metazoa; Chordata; Mammalia; Rodentia; Cricetidae.
GCUGCACACCAAGGAGCAGAUCCUGGAGCUGCUGGUGCUGGAGCAGUUCCUCACCAUCCUGCCCCGAGAGUUCUACACCUGGAUCCGAGAUCACAGCCCAGACAGCGGCAAGGCUCUGGUGGCCAUGGUGGAGGACCUGAUGGAGAGCACACCUGAGGCCAAGGCGGUGGGUGAGAAGAGGGUGUCCAGGCCUUGCACGGUUCCAUGCCACGCCCAGGGAGAGCAGCUGGUCACAGCCCUUGGCGGAGGAUCUUGGCAAUCAGGCAUCCACUUGGGGCCCGUAGAAGUCAAACCUGAGUGGGGGAUACUUCAGGGGGACGGAGUUCAAAGCUUAGGCCCAAGCACUACAGAACAGCUGAGCCAGGGCCCUGGAGACGGGACACAGGCCUUCCAGGAGCAAGCUCUGUCUGAUAUGGAGAUCACAGCCCAAUCAGUUGUUUUCAUUUUUGCUGGCUAUGAAGCCACAAGCACGUCCAUUUCCUUCGUGAUGUAUCAACUGGCUACUCACCCUGCUGUGCAGAAGAAACUUCAGGAUGAGAUUGACAGAGUUCUGCCCAACAAGGCACCUGUCACCUAUGAUGCCCUGAUGGACAUGGAGUACCUGGACAUGGUUCAGCAAGGAGAACAAGGGCAGCAUCAAUCCUUAUGUAUACCUGCCCUUCGAAAAUGGACCCAGGAACUGCCUUGGCAUGAGGUUUGCCCUCAUCAGAUGAAACUCGCUGUCGUCAGAGUCCUGCAGAACUUCACCCUCCAGCCUUGUGAGGAAACACAGAUUCCCUUGAAGUUAAGCAAGCGAACCAUUUUUCAACCAGAAGAACCCAUCAUCCUGAAAGGUGUGUCAAGGUGAAAUCACAAAUGGAGCUUGAGUUUCCAGCAAGAUUUCUGCUGUUCUUCAAGGAAGCUGUGCCACCCAAUAUCAGAGAAUCUAAUUUGCCUUUGAAUUAAUCAGCUUAAUUGCCCUUGGUGAUUAGGUGUUCAGGAAUUCAUUGAGCAUGCUCAGUGUCUGUGCUGAGUAUCAUGUAUUGUGUGAUUUACAGGAAAUCAUUAAGUCAAUAUAGAACUGAGAUUUUUCUGAUUGUAGGGGCCAUCCCCAUUGAGCUCCAGCUUGCUUUCUGCAUUCUGAUUGUACUAAGCAUUUGUCUGCUAUCUUAUCAAUCAUAUUUUAAUGAAAUGGGAGGUACUGUGGUGAUUCUGGUAAUAAAUCUGUAUCAAAUGUUGUUUAUAAUAUUACAAAUAGAAAUCAUCUUUCCAUAAAUAUGUGAUGUCUUCCUAUGCAUCCAUAAAACUGAGACACAGCAUGUCUGAUCAUA